Messenger RNA from Triplophysa dalaica, 1417 nucleotides. It is a transcript of the gene spi1b, whose product is annotated as Spi-1 proto-oncogene b. The transcript is spliced from 6 exons. Lineage: Eukaryota; Metazoa; Chordata; Actinopteri; Cypriniformes; Nemacheilidae. Gene Ontology annotation, biological process: cell differentiation; regulation of transcription by RNA polymerase II. Gene Ontology annotation, cellular component: nucleus. The coding region runs from base 291 to 1184 and encodes 297 amino acids. The record is from RefSeq and is a predicted model, not a curated record. Gene Ontology annotation, molecular function: sequence-specific DNA binding; DNA-binding transcription factor activity, RNA polymerase II-specific.
AACCUCUAGCGGACACACACACUUACCCACACGCCCCAAAAUAAAGAAGUAACAAACAGAAACCUUCGUCCCUUUGCUACCUCCAGUGUGACAGUAGCUCGCUCUGGCUGUCUUCUUUCUGGGCCUUCGCUGAUUUGAGGGCCCCCGCUUGAUAAGGUGUGCGAGUUAGAUUUUUGGUUUCGUUUGGUAAGAGGAAAUUUAGCAGAGUUGAGCAAUGGUACGAGGACAGUUUUGAAAGCCCUUGAGAAAGCAUCAGAGUCGCAGAUUGUGUGUCAACCGGCGAAGAAUCCAUGCUGCAUCCGUACAGAAUGGAGGGGUACAUCAUCCCACCCAGAGAAGAGAAUAGAGACAGAGUAACCUGGACUGGCUGGAUGUCACAUACACCAUCCGUACAAAAAGAUUACUGGGCAGUUUUUACUAAAGAUCAGCAAACAGAGGAAAUGUUUGAAUCAGAGAUGUAUCGACCACCAAUGGAUUAUCCAUACAUCAUUGAUGAGGGUCAAAAUGAUCACACUUGGGAUUAUAAUACACAUCACAUCCAUCCGGUGGAUUUUGAGAACCUUCCAGAUAGCCAUUUCACAGAGCUACAGAGUGUGCAGCCACUACAUGUAACAAAUGUGCAUCGCUUCACAGAUGUAGAGCCUGGCCAUUUUAUCGAUCCAGGCUUAAAUGGGCAUCACCUCCCCCUGGCCCCUCCACAGAUGGCGUAUUUGCCCCGGGCAUCAGUGUGUUACACUCACAGUGUACAGCCUUCUCCUCUCCAGCGCAGCUCGGAUGAUGAUGACCCCGGCAGCCGCAGUCCUCCUUUAGAAGUGUCUGAUGAGGAGUGUAUGAGAGACCACAUUUCUUCAACAACAGGGGGAGAACAUGGUACCAAGAAGAAAAUUCGCUUGUAUCAGUUCCUGCUGGAUCUUCUGCGAAAUGGUGACAUGAAGGAAAGCAUUUGGUGGAUGGACAGAGAAAGGGGAACAUUCCAAUUCUCCUCAAAGCACAAAGAAGCUUUAGCACACCGUUGGGGUGUACAGAAGGGAAACCGCAAGAAAAUGACCUACCAGAAGAUGGCAAGAGCGCUGAGAAACUACGGCAAAACGGGAGAAGUCAAAAAGAUCAAGAAAAAACUUACCUACCAGUUCAGUGGGGAGGUUCUUGGGAAGAGCCAUACAGAACGGAAGACUUACAUGUAAGCACAUGGGUAAGGGGAGAGAGAGGAAGACAAAACUGAGAGAAAACCAGACAAAAAGAGCAAUUGACUAUACGGUUUAAAUCUUAAAUUUCCAUUCCUUUUUUAUUAUUCACCUUUGCAUUAAUCAUUAAACUAUAAGUAUUGGUAAACCAUUUAAUUGCUUUUGUGCUGCAGACACAUGAUCUGUAUAGUGUACAUACUGUAUUUACAAGGAAAUAAAAAGAGCAAAUAGAA